Molecule: messenger RNA, 1603 nt
Organism: Paramecium primaurelia
Lineage: Eukaryota; Ciliophora; Oligohymenophorea; Peniculida; Parameciidae
Source: the annotation of a GenBank genome assembly
AUGAUAACUAUUUUUAUAAUAUUUAUUUUUUUAGGGUUCCAGGUUAAAAUCGUAUUUGGCAUCAUUUAAAGAUUAAAAAUUUAAACCUUUUUUAAUCUGCUACACAUAUUUUUCAAAUUGUUAUAUUUUUAGAAGGAAAUGAAGAAGAUUAAACUAAGUUCAAGCACAUUAAUACUUAAAUUAUAAAACCUUUUUUCUAAAACCCUUAGUAAGAAGAACCAUUAUAAUAAGAAUUUUAGAUUCCUUGGAAGAAAAGAAAAAAUACAAGAAAAGCUAAUGUGCUUAUUAUUUCGUUAAUUUUAUUAUUCUAUCAUCAAAAAAAUUAUUCAUUCUAUGAAAAAUAUGCAAAAAAUGAAUUACUAAUAUCAUUUUUAUGGUAUAUAUGGUUAUGAAAUUACUAUAAACGUGUUGACUUAGUUUAUUAGGAUGAAUAAAUUACUUUUAUUAAGAGGCUUAGAUUUGAUACAAAAAUUGAAGUCACUGAAUUAUGUGAGGAAAUGGAUUUCAAUGAAGAGAUGGAUGUUUAAAUUUAUUUUGUUUAAGUUAAUUAAAUUUAAAAUAAUAUACCUUAAAUCUAUUAAGAAAGAAUAUCACUUUCAAUUAGAGUAUGAUAUUACAAAUCAAAUAUAAAAUAAUUUGAAAAUAAAACAGAUGAAAUGGAAACAAAAUUUAAAUGUAAUUGAAUGUCUUCAGUUCUAGUUGGAUAUUAUAAUAUAUUAAAUAAUGAAGUAAACACACUAUUAGAAUCUUAAAUGAAGGACUAAGAUACUUUAUUAAGAUGGUUCUCCUAUAUAAUGGUUGUACCAUUUUUUGUACUUAAUAGAAAAUGAUUCUAAUUGUAAAAUUCCUUAAAUAUAUACUAUCUUUACAUUUAAGUGAAUUCUAAAUAAUAACUAAUUUUUAAUAAUAAAUUAUUUCAACACACAAUACUUAUAAAAAAAUUAUCAUAGAUGAUUAAAUGUAUUAAUACUAUCGUAUAAAUAAAAUGCUAAAUCAUCAUUGUGAUUAAUCAUCAGAAAUAGUAAUUCCAAAGUAAAUAAUUCUUCAAUAAUUAAUGAGAUCAAUCUAAAUUAAAAAAAGGCAAAUAAUAAUUUCCACUUUCACUUAGAUAUUCUUUUCCUAAAAACUCAUUCAAAUUAAAGGUUUUUUUGAAUCCUUAUCUAGUAAUACUCUAUAAUUUUUUUUGAAUUUGAUAUAGUAAUUGAUGAUCAUGGAAUCACUUAAAUUUUUAAAUGUAAAUUAUUCUGUUAAUAUGAUCAAUCCAAAAAUGCUAUAUUAUUUUAUAGAUAUUAUCAAUGAAGUAGUUUUAUAAAGCGUAAACAGAAGUAUCUCUUUAAUUCGUAGCAAAAUUUUGUUUAAAAGUGAUACUUUAUUUAUGUGUUUAAGAGUAGUUCAUGUAAAUAACACAUCAGAAGAAAAAUAACAAUUAGUUUUGGUAUAUAAAAGUCUAAUAUAAUUGUUAAAGUAAAUUCUAAUAAAAAUCUGGAAGCCAGAAGCUUUAACUUUAUUCCAAAAUAAUUCAUUCGAUUUAUAUAAUAGCUAGGGUGGCAUAAGUUUACGGCUAUUGACCAUCAAUAACUUUGGAUUGUAUAAAAGAUAAUGA